AUGGAGGUAGCAGUUGGAACCAAGGAGAAACCGUCGCAAACUGCAGCAAUGGAUGGUGCCAGCAAGGGUUUCACCACCCUUCCAGCCGCUACGCCCCACCGAAGCGAUUCGAGAGAAGCUACAUACGCAAUUGCAGAUAUCAAUCAGCAUCAACAUCAACAAAAUGCUGAUCAUCAUGAUCAACUACGUAUGUUCAACGCUUCAUUAGACUAUCAGUUCCAAAAGUCUAGAACUUUCGGAACUCCGACGGUUGCGAGUCGAAGAAGCGCGAAGUAG
Messenger RNA from Necator americanus (New World hookworm), 276 nucleotides. RefSeq lists its product as uncharacterized. The transcript has 2 exons. The coding region runs from base 1 to 276 and encodes 91 amino acids. Lineage: Eukaryota; Metazoa; Nematoda; Chromadorea; Rhabditida; Ancylostomatidae. The record is from RefSeq and is a predicted model, not a curated record.